This is a messenger RNA of Planococcus citri (citrus mealybug), 994 nucleotides long. Its product is annotated as peroxiredoxin 2-like. The transcript has 4 exons. NCBI's taxonomy places the organism in Eukaryota, Metazoa, Arthropoda, Insecta, Hemiptera, Pseudococcidae. The coding region runs from base 70 to 762 and encodes 230 amino acids. Gene Ontology annotation, biological process: response to oxidative stress; removal of superoxide radicals; hydrogen peroxide catabolic process. Gene Ontology annotation, molecular function: thioredoxin peroxidase activity. Gene Ontology annotation, cellular component: cytosol. The record is from RefSeq and is a predicted model, not a curated record.
GUUAUCAUUUAUAAUUUAUUCAGAUAUUUCUACCCGAAGUUCGUUGAAUCAUUGGUGACUUUAAAAAGAAUGUAUAUUUUAUUCUGCGUAGUAAUAACUCUGACUUGUUUUCCAAAUAUAUUCGGAACGGUUCCGCCUCAAUGCCAAUUGAGACGUAAUCAUUCCUCAGAUCCGAAUAUGGCACCACAAUUAGCUAAACCUGCUCCCAACUUUUCUGGAACCGCCGUUAUCAAUGGUCAAUUUAAAAAUAUCAAAUUAGACGACUUCAAAGGAAAAUACUUGGUUUUGUUCUUCUACCCGUUAGAUUUUACGUUCGUUUGUCCCACAGAAAUAAUCGCUUUCUCUGAUAGAGUUGAAGAAUUCAAAAAAAUCGGUUGCGAAGUCGUAGCUGCAUCAUGCGACAGUCAUUUCUGUCAUUUGGCCUGGGUGAAUACUCCAAGAAACCAAGGUGGUCUCGGUCAAAUGAAUAUCGCUUUGUUAGCUGAUAAAUCGGCGACCAUCGCCAAAUCAUACGGCGUCUACAACGAAGAAACUGGUAUACCUUUCCGUGGUUUAUUCAUCAUCGAUGACAAAGGUACCUUAAGACAAGUUACGAUCAACGACCUCCCAGUGGGAAGAUCUGUAGACGAAACACUCCGUUUAGUACAAGCAUUCCAAUUUACCGAUAAGCACGGAGAAGUUUGUCCCGCUAAUUGGAAACCGGGUAGUAAAUCUAUGAAACCAGACCCGAAAGGAGCUCAAGAAUAUUUCCAAAAUCAAUAAGCAUUCGAAUUGUUUGAAAAAACCUGGUGUCGUUUUUUUAUCUUUAAAAAAAAAAAGAUUUUUAUGUAUAGUUUUAAUCCUCAUCUUUUUAUGUUUUAAUCAUGUCUUUUUAUUUAAUUUAAAAUAGUGGAAAAAACUUAUUUAUUGUAAUUUGAAUGAACAGAGGUGUCGCGUUAAUUUAAACAGAAUCAUGUGUGCCACUUAGAAAUACAACAUUAUUUAAGCUCGCUAA